CGCCGACGCGUCACUAGCAACUGGGACGCGAAGUCGGUGAAAAUUGCAGCAACUGGCGUGCUAUUUGUUGACGAACCGUACAUUUAAAAAUAUAAUAUAUAUAUAUAUGUGUGUGUGUUUUAACAGUUCUUUAUUUCAUGGCUACGUCGACCUUGUGUUAAAGAAAUUUGUUAAAGAAAACUGCUUGAGAGCUUUAUUGUGCGACGUGGCUGCUGUGCACGUGCGGCUGUGAGGACUGAUCCAGCAUGGACUCCAGCACAAGAAAGCGUGUUAAAAUGGCUGCAGCGCUGGUGGAUGAAGAAGAGGAGCUUUCUCCUGAUGAGGAGAACGAGAUCAGUGCCAGCGAGGACGAGGAGGGUAGUGAUGAUGACAGGAAACACACCAAACUCCUGGAGGCUAUCAGCUCUCUGGGAGGGAAGAGAAGGAGGAUGCAGGCAGAGAGAUCGGAGGCCAGUGUGCAGGUCUCUGAGUUCUCAGUGAACGCGGAGGGAGCGGGAGAGAAGAUCCAGCUCUCGGACCUGCUGGGUUCCAUGGAGAAAACACCGGGAACCGCGAACACCACCAAGAAGCAGCUGAGGAACCUGCAGAACUCGAAAGGGACGCUGGAGCUCCCGCUGAGCCGCCAGCAGACUGAGAAGAUCCAGAGGGGUGUGGCGUACGAGCGCAGCAGUAAGGAGGUGUCCCGCUGGGAGAGUGUCAUCAAACAGAACCAGAAGGCCGAGCAGAUCAUCUUCCCUCUGAAACAGGAAUCAGCCGGACCCAAACGUGUGGAGCAGGUGGUGGCCGGCUGGAAGGCUCAGACUCCUCUGGAGCAGCAGAUCUUCAGUCUCUUGCGCAGUAAUAAUCAGCCGGUCACUGACCCUGUGUUGACCCCUGUGGAGGAGGCAUCCAUCAAGGCUAUGAGUCUGGAGGAGGCGAAGAUUCGGCGUGCUGAGCUCCAGAAGGCGCGAGUGCUGCAGUCUUAUUACGAGGCUAAAGCUCGGAGAGAGAAAAAGAUCAAAAGCAAGAAGUAUCAUAAGGUUCAGAAGAAGGCUAAGCAUAAGAAUUUCCUGAAGCAGUUUGAUGAGAUGAUGAAGACGGAUCCAGCUGCGGCGCUGGAGGAGUUGAAGAAGAUGGAGCUGUCCAGGAUGGAGGAGAGAAUGUCCCUCAAACACCAGAACAGCAGCAAGUGGGCCAAGACCAAGGCCAUCAUGGCCAAAUAUGACGACUCGGCCCGUAAAGCCAUGCAGCAGCAGCUGGAGCUGAACAAGGAGCUGACUCAGAAAUUGGUUGUGCCGUCAGAUGAUGAUGACGAGGGAAAAGAUGAUGAGGAAGAGGCGAGCGCUCUGCCCGACUUUGUGAACGACCCCGAGUCAGCAAGCGGUGCCAUGAACCCCUGGAUGAGAGGAAGACUGACUGCAGAGGGUCACGAGGUCACUACAGAUCCUCACACCAUGAGUACGGAGGAACCGGCCAGAAGCCAGGAGGAGGUCGAGGAAGAGGAGGAGGAUGAGGAAGAGCAGCUGCUGGUGCACUUCGAGACGAAACGGAAGCUGAGGCAAGAUGAGGAAGAUGAUCUGGUCCCUGUCACACAGGAGGAGGAGGAAGAUGCAGACGGAGAGAAAACCGCGAGAGAUGGACAGGAGGAGGAGGAAGAGGAGGAGGAAGAGCAAGAGGUGGUGUCUGAAUUCAACACCUUAUUUAACAGGCUGAUGAAGAACUCUCGUACAUCCAUGGAGCCACCCCCACCGCCGGGUAAACCCGCUCGGACAGAAGAGGUGGAGCUUGAGCAGGAAGAGGAGGCACUUCUGGACGAAGGUCUGGUCCGUGCUCGCACCAUGGAGGACCUGGAGGGUCUGGUGCAUGAUGGGAUUGCGGAAGAGUCUGUGGCAUCUGUUCCACACGCUGCCAGUGUGGACGCGGCGUCUGAGCCACACAGCAGGAGGAAGAAAGAAAUCGACCCGAGAGAAGUGCUCACUAAAGACGCCAACGUGAUUAAAGUGCCGCUGGCGCCGACGCUGUUGGAGGGAGAGGAAGAGGAGGGCUCGUCAGCGCAGAUGUCCAUCAUUAAGGAGGCUUUCGCAGGAGAUGACGUCAUCUCCGACUUCCUGAAAGACAAAAAGAAACAGGAAGAGGCGGGGCAACCCAAAGUGGUGGACCUGACCCUGCCUGGGUGGGGGGAGUGGGGCGGAGUCGGCCUCAAGCCUUCCCGAUACAAACGCAGGAAGUUCCGGCUGAAGCCUCAUCCUGCUGCCCUGAGAAAAGACCAGAAGCUUCCGGCUGUGAUCAUCUCAGAGAAGAGGAACUCGUCUGUGGCGUUGCAUCAGGUGAGCCAGUUGCCGUUCCCGUUCCAGAACAGCUCUCAGUUUGAGGUGUGUAUGCGUUCUCCUGUGGGUCAGACGUGGAACACGCAGAACUCGGUGAAGAAGCUCACCGCUCCCAAAGUGGUGACCAGACUGGGGUCCAUCAUCGAGCCGCUGAGGAAGGAGGACUUCCAGCCGGAGGAGAAGAGCGCGGAGGCGCUGAAGAAACGGCCACAGAUCGUCCUGGAGGAGAAGAGAGGGAAAGGCGGGAGGGCAGGGGGUGGAGCCAGGAGAGCACAGAGACAACAACAACAACAGAAGAAGAAGAAACAGAAAACAGAUUAGAGGAGUGAAUGGAGUGACUUUAAUCAGGAAGAGUGAAUGACUUUCAAACUCGAUUCUUCCUGAAUGAAAGACGAGUGACUUUAAACUUUAUAAAGGACAGAAUCUGAAGCUUGAGCGGAGCGAUUUAAUGUAAAAAUCAUACGAAAGAGAAACUUGUUGAAAAUAUAAUCUUGUUUUUGUUGGAGUCGGUGUCUUCUCUGCCGUCUCUGUGUUUGGAAUUAAACUGCUCGGUGUUGU
Hemibagrus wyckioides is the source of this 2864-nucleotide messenger RNA. RefSeq lists its product as uncharacterized. NCBI's taxonomy places the organism in Eukaryota, Metazoa, Chordata, Actinopteri, Siluriformes, Bagridae. Gene Ontology annotation, biological process: rRNA processing. Gene Ontology annotation, cellular component: small-subunit processome; nucleolus. The transcript has 13 exons. The record is from RefSeq and is a predicted model, not a curated record. The coding region runs from base 246 to 2627 and encodes 793 amino acids.